UGGACUCAGUAAACAAUUGUCGCUGUAACUGGAAGUGAAUUGCAAUGGAGCUGCCUUCGAUCACCUGGUUCCUGGUCCUGCUCGUUCUGCACCCGGAAUUGGCCAAAUCGGAGGAAUGCCAGCAGCAGCUGGAGAUUGACAUGGAUCUGGAGGAGAUGGCGUGCAAGAAUUUCCAUCAAUAUGCCUGCGGAAAUUGGUAUGCCAGCAGUGUGCAGCGAAAGUUGGGUGCCCACGACAUGCGAUCCAAGUGGCUGGCCAACAUGAAGAUGCAGCUGAUCCGGCACCUCGGAUCCGAUUCCAGUCCGGUGGUGGACUCCUCCUCCUCCGCCCAGCUGACCACUUUCUACCAGAGCUGCAUGUCCAGUGACCAGUCGCUGAGAUCCUACACCGAUGCCCUCAUCCGAAGUAGUGGCACCAACUUCCCAUUGUUGCAAAACAACUCGAACAGCUCUUUUGAUUGGAUUCCGGUGAAUGCGGCACUGCGAACGUAUGGAGCCCCGAGUUUUUGGAGACUCUUGGUCCUCGACAAUUGGCAAUUGGCCGAUCAGAAAAUCUUCUACAUACUUUCGCCCACAUUCGACCUACUGGGCCAUGGAGAUGAGUUCACUGAGUUCUUUUACGAGCGUAACCUCAAAAUGUUACUCAUGGAAUUGGGUUUGCGAGUGCGUAGAGCGGCACAAUUGGCUGCGAAUCUGGUGGAAUUCGAGAAGAGUCUGCGGAAUCUUACGCCUGAGAAUAUGGAGAAUCUUUCCGUUCUGCGAGAACCCCAAAAGCUAAGGGACUUGGAACUGGAAUUGCCGGAAUUGCAGUUAAGGCGAUACUUUGACACCAUUCUACAGGGUCUCGAUUGGGAUCCAUCCACACUGUUGCUGGUGGCGGACAUCGGCUAUUUGCGGGGUCUGCAGGGAUUGCUGGCCAAGCAGACGGAUCCCCUGAUCCUGUCCACCUGGUUGCUACUGCAAUUGCCCCUGCGUUUCGAGUACAAAAUGCACGAGGAUGAGAAACUAAGCACACAGCAGGUGCGUUGUCUGGAUCAGCUGAGGAAACUAAUGCCAGGAGCAUUGGGUCGUCUCGAAAUAGAACUGAUGUUGGGUGAGAACUACCAGGAUGUGUAUGACACCUCCAUACAGCAGACAGCACUGCUGUUCAGGGAUCUCAAGCAGCAGUUUGAGUUGAGUCUGAAUCGAACGGAGGUGUUCAACGAGGAUUUGGUGACCCGCAAUUUGGCCGUGGAAAAGCUGCGGGCCAUGCGAUUGCUGACACCACGCCUGCAGGAUCCCACAGGACAUGCGGCGACAGGUGCCACGCCCCUGGGCAGCAAUCUCGAUGAGAAUCUCAUCCAGCUGUCACUCAACCAGGCCAGAUUGGAGUUCCGCCAGGCGGUGUUCGGCGCCGAAGCGGUGACCUCAAUGCCCUCGGAUCCCUUCUCCGUGAAUGCCUACUAUCGCCUCAAACUGAAUCGCAUCGAAUUGCCGCUGGGUCUAAUGGCCACGCCCCUUGCCCGUGAACACCACUGCCCCAAGGAGGCGGGAUUGGGCUUCAUCCUGGCCCACGAAAUGAUGCACGCCUUGGACUACGAUGGCAUUAAUUACGAUGCCACUGGCCAACUGGCCAAUGGUCAAUGGCCGGCCAGAGCCAUCAUCCGAUUUGGGGUGCGGGCCAAUUGCUAUAUCGACCUGUACGGUAAUGCCACGGUGGCCAUCAAUGAGAAUGUCGCCGAUAGCGAGGGUCUACGCUUGGCCCUCGACACAUUUCGCCGGCGGAAUGGCACCCAAAAUCUAAGGGAUUUCUUUGUGACCUAUGCCCAGAACUGGUGCGGCACCAGCAAUGCGAAUCUAUCAGGAAUCCCCCAGAUGGUGACCCACUCGGGUCAUGUCGACCGGGUCAACAAAGUGGUGGCCAAUCUGCCGGAAUUCGGAGAGGCUUUCCACUGCACGACGACCAGUCUAAUGAAUCCCAUCAACAAGUGCCGCAUUUGGUGAACGAUUCCAUGGCCUAUCUACAUUCUUUUUUCAAACAUAUUGUGACCUACCCGACCCUGCAAUCAACUAGACAAUAACAAUUGGUAAAUUAUAUUUUAAAACGAAUAAGAUCAUCUAAGAUUAAAGGCAUGUGUGAAACUAUUUUAAAAUGAUUGGUGGACUGCUAUUUUUUUCAAAAUAAAAGACUCUGGACUUGUUAGUAAAUAAGCAAA
This is a messenger RNA of Drosophila rhopaloa, 2194 nucleotides long. Its product is annotated as neprilysin-3. The transcript has a single exon. Gene Ontology annotation, biological process: protein processing. Bases 45 to 1982 code for a protein of 645 amino acids. NCBI's taxonomy places the organism in Eukaryota, Metazoa, Arthropoda, Insecta, Diptera, Drosophilidae. The record is from RefSeq and is a predicted model, not a curated record. Gene Ontology annotation, cellular component: plasma membrane. Gene Ontology annotation, molecular function: metalloendopeptidase activity.